Messenger RNA from Aspergillus aculeatus ATCC 16872, 1017 nucleotides. RefSeq lists its product as uncharacterized. Gene Ontology annotation, biological process: rRNA processing. The record is from RefSeq and is a predicted model, not a curated record. The coding region runs from base 314 to 964 and encodes 216 amino acids. The transcript has 2 exons. NCBI's taxonomy places the organism in Eukaryota, Fungi, Ascomycota, Eurotiomycetes, Eurotiales, Aspergillaceae. Gene Ontology annotation, molecular function: snoRNA binding.
CUCGAUUGAAAAAACGACGAUCAACGGAAAGCGCAAAUCCGAGCCAAACACCACCUCUUCCAAGACGCAGAAAAACAGCAAACGGCGAAAGCGGGGCAGCAGCAGUCUAGAGGACGUGCAAGAAUCAGAGGACGACAAGAUGGCUACCACGACGACGACGACGACGACGACUACUAGCAAUAAGAAGGCGAAAAUGGUGGAGGAAGAUAGUGAUAGUGAGGUUCAGGAGGGGACGCCAGUUGCUGCUGCUGCUCCCCCGGCCGCCAAAAAGAAGCAUUUCCGAUUCGAUAGCGAAGAGCCGGAAGUGCCUGAGAUGGAGGAGGAAAUUGUGGAGACGCCGCAGGGCGUGGAUGCGGAUGAGGAGGAGGAUAGCAGUGAUGACGAGGCUCCUGAGGCUGUUGAUAACUCCGCGCAACUGUCCAAGAUUCGGAUGGAGGCGAAGAGACAGGAGAGGGCUAAGCAAAUAGAGGAGCAAUUGAAACGAGACAAGAGAAAACAACUCGACGAUCUGCGCAAGCUCCAGGCGAAGUCGGCCAACAAGAAACGAGAGGCCGAGGAUCAGCUAUCAGAAAGCACCGAGACCCUUCAGGGUACCACGACAGAAAGUGCCCGGAGGUCUGCGCUCCCCGCUCUCCUCCCGGACGAUAUCCUGAAUGCCGCCCCCGACGCUCGCCCACCGACUCCUCCCGCCGAAGAAAUGGAGAUUGUGCGGCCCAAGCCAACCAAGAUGAGGUUCCUGGACAAGAAGGAGAAGGCCCCGAAGGAUUUGCAGAUGGGCGACGUCACGAUCCGUGUGUUGGAUGGAGAUGUAUCACGGAAGAAGUCGAAGACUGCACUUCCCCCCAAGUCCUCGAAGAGCAGCCAGAACGCGAGACAAGCCUGGUUGGGUGCAGCUCGCAGUACGGCCAAGGUCAACGGGAUGAGAAGAACGGCUGGCGGUUCCUCGGGGUUUGUGCGCAAAUAGCAGGUCUUUGGCGCGCUUAACUCCGUCUCGUAGUAGGGAUUUUUAAUGAAAUC